Molecule: messenger RNA, 1391 nt
Organism: Cynocephalus volans (Philippine flying lemur)
Lineage: Eukaryota; Metazoa; Chordata; Mammalia; Dermoptera; Cynocephalidae
Gene: VSIG8
Product: V-set and immunoglobulin domain containing 8
Exons: 8
Coding region: 35-1273 (412 amino acids)
Cellular component (GO): intracellular anatomical structure
Source: RefSeq, a predicted model, not a curated record
CCCAGCCCAGGUGGAGGAAACACCGAACCUAGACAUGGGAGUUGGAGGAGCAUUCCAUCUUCUACUUGUGUGCCUGAGCCCAGCACUGCUGUCUGGUGUGCGGAUCAACGGGGAUGGCCAGGAGGUCCUGUACCUGGCGGAGGGUGAUAAUGUGAGGCUGGGCUGCCCCUACAUCCUGGACCCUGAAGACUAUGGUCCCAGUGGGCUGGACAUUGAGUGGAUGCAGGUCAACUCAGACCCCUCACGUCGGGAAAACGUGUUCCUUAGUUACCAGGACAAGAGAAUCAACCAUGGCAACCUCCCCCAUCUGCAGCAGAGGGUCCGCUUUGCAGCCUCGGACCCCAGCCAGUAUGAUGCUUCCAUCAACCUCAUGAACCUGCAGGUAUCUGACACAGCCACCUAUGAGUGUCGGGUGAAGAAGACUACCACGGCCACCCGGAAGGUCGUUGUCACUGUCCAAGCACGUCCUGCGGUGCCCAUGUGCUGGGCUGAGGGCCACAUGGCAUAUGGCAACGAUGUGAUGCUGAAAUGCUUUGCCAAUGGGGGUUCCCAGCCCCUCUCCUACAAGUGGGCCAAGAUCAGUGGGCAUGCUCACCCCUACCGAGCUGGGUCCUACCACUCCCAGAACAGCUUCCACUCUGAGAUCUCCUACCAGGAGUCCUUCCAUAGCUCCAUGAAUCAAGGUAUAAUCAAUGGGGACCUGUGGUUGAAAGACAUCUCCCGGGACGAUGAUGGGCUGUAUCAGUGCACAGUGGCCAACAAUGUAGGUUACAGCGUCUGCGUGGUGGAGGUGAAGGUCUCAGACACCCGGCGUGUGGGCGUGAUCAUCGGCGCUGUCUUGGGCUCUCUGCUGGCGCUGGCCUGCCUGGCGGUGGGCAUCUGGGGGCUCGUCUGCUGCUGCUGCGGAAGCUCUGGGGCUGGCGGCGCCCGCGGUGCCUUCGGCUACGGCAACGCCGGCGGCGGGGUCGGCGGAGGGGCCUGCGACUUGGCUAGUGAGAUCAGAGAGGACGCCGAGGCGCCCGGGUGCAAGGCCAGCGGGCGCGGCAGCCGCGUCACCCAGCUCCUGGGGUACCCGACGCAGAACGUCAGCCGCUCCCUGCGCCGCAAGUACGCGCCUCCGCCCUGCGGCGGCCCUGAGGACGUGGCCCUGGCGUCCCGCACGGCCGCCGCCUGCGAAGCGGGCCCCUCCCCCGUCCAAGUCAAAGUCAAGAGCACCGAGCCAGCCAGCUGCGCCCAGGGGCCGCUGCCCUGCAAGGACGGCCUCUUGGUGUGAGCGCGCGCGCCGCGCCGGGCCGCGCCCUGGCCGAGCGGAGGUUUUGGUAAACAGCAGCGCCAUCUGCCUGGCUACUCAUGUCACCCACCUCAGUGUCAUCCUGGACCCCUCCUCAGCC